Tremella mesenterica DSM 1558 is the source of this 618-nucleotide messenger RNA. RefSeq lists its product as uncharacterized. The record is from RefSeq and is a predicted model, not a curated record. Bases 1 to 618 code for a protein of 205 amino acids. The transcript has a single exon. Lineage: Eukaryota; Fungi; Basidiomycota; Tremellomycetes; Tremellales; Tremellaceae.
AUGUCUGGCACUGCUACCACGUUGAGUCUCUCCUCGGCCGAGGAGUCCGCUUCUCACAACAUCAGCAAUAGCACAGAAGAGCAACUUGAAGAGGUCUACGUCACUCGGAAGAUUGUAUGUACAACAUCUGUCAGUCGUUAUGACUUUGAUAGUUUCUUGUUCCAAGCAGCAUGGUCUUGUCCUGAGACAGGUGAAACGACAGAUCGUGCGCUUGGAUUCAAGGACGAUAUGAAAACCCUCCGGGAGAAUCUUCAGGCCGAAAAAGAGUACGCCAGUGACGCAGUUCAAAGUAUGCUCCUGAGGCACGGAACCACAGAAGAUACAUUAACAGCUCUACCUCGUACCGACUUUGAACUUGCGAUUGAAUCAAAUUUCUUUCUUUUUUUCCCUCAGGGUGAUCCUGGGCUUCCUAGCUCUUACACUCGAGAUGACAUGGAGUUGCUCAAGUAUGCUGCUAGUCAGAAGAAAAAUGAGGAAUACACAACAACAAAAUACUAUGACCGUUUGGUGACAAUUGGACAAGAUGUGACAAAUUAUGAUCCCAAUGAUCAGGUGGUAGAACAAAAUGAACUGAAUGCAGAGCAAGCUGCACAGGCACAGCAAUUCCAGGAGGAUUAA